Molecule: messenger RNA, 4912 nt
Organism: Seriola aureovittata
Lineage: Eukaryota; Metazoa; Chordata; Actinopteri; Carangiformes; Carangidae
Gene: pdgfd
Product: platelet derived growth factor d
Exons: 7
Coding region: 569-1702 (377 amino acids)
Biological process (GO): positive regulation of phosphatidylinositol 3-kinase/protein kinase B signal transduction; positive regulation of cell population proliferation; positive regulation of cell migration
Cellular component (GO): membrane
Molecular function (GO): growth factor activity; platelet-derived growth factor receptor binding
Source: RefSeq, a predicted model, not a curated record
AGCACUUCGCUCAGUUACACACCCAUAUUUCACAGACACACACUCACACAUAGACACACAAACCGUGAGCGCGCACAACUCACUUGGCAAAGUCUGACGCGCUGACUUUCUUAGCGCAGACGCGUCAGACAGAAAUGAGUAAACUAUGCGGGAUAUCUCUCGGUGACUGAAAAGAAUUUUUUGCCUUUACAGCGAUAAGAAGUUCGGCGCCUAUGACCUCAAAUCUGACCGUGAUCGGUGCUAUAUUAUCCUCCACCUGCACUGAGCUGUUUCAGAGUUUUGCUCUCGCCGCCUCUGUGGCUUGACUUCCAGGAGAAGGCAAACAGUUGGGAUAUUUUGGCACUUUGGCACAGGACGGGACACCGUGUGCGCCAGGCGUCAGGCAUAGGAGUCAACAAGUGACUCUCUUUUGCUGGUAAGCGAGAGAGAUUAUGAAAGAGUGGAGUCGCUGAAUGGAAAGUUAGUUUCGAUACAAACUUUUUUUUUUGGUCGCGGGGUAUUUGAAGCCACAGGAACGGAAGUUUUUUGGGGUUUUUUUUUUUAAAGCGUGCACGAGUUUGUUGUCACCAUGAGUGGAGCGGUGGUUUUCCAGAUGUGGAUGCUUUUAUUGUUGGGGACUAUAACCGGGCUCGGGAGGGCUCAGGUCUCCACAGCCAAAGUGAUGAGGGGCAACAUCAGGAGAGACGACAGCAAUCGCCUCACCACAGACUUGUACCGCAAAGACGAAAACAUCACAGUAACACCAGCGGGCGGAGUCAUCAACAGCCCACGCUACCCUAACGCUUACCCCCGCAACCUGCUGUUGUCAUGGAAACUGCUGUCACCGCCAGGGAGCCGCAUUCACCUGGAGUUUGACGGACACUUCGGCCUGGAGGAGGCUGAGAAUGGAGUGUGCAGGUAUGACUUUGUGGAAGUGGAGGACCAAUCAGAGACCAGCACUAUAAUUUGGGGUCGCUGUUGUGGGCAGAAAGCUCCACCUAGUCUCAACUCCAAAACCAACACGCUCAGAGUCACCUUCAAGUCUGAUGAUUACUUUGUUGCAAAGCCGGGAUUCAAAAUCUACUAUUCACUGCUGUAUGACUCUCCUCUACCUGCAGCCAACACCAACUGGGAAGCCGUCACUAUACCCAUGAUGGACGGUGUUGUAGGGCAGAUGCCGGUCGCGGUCACAGAGGUUCCUUUCUCCUUGGAGGAUCUGGACCGGACCAUAGCUGCCUUUGACACUAUAGAGCAGCUUCUCAGAUCCCUGAACCCAGACACUUGGAGACAGGACCUGGACAGCAUCUAUACUCAAACACACAUACAUUAUAGAUCCAGGGCCUAUCAUCUGGCAAGCAGACAUAAUAAAGUUGAUCUGAACCGCCUCUAUGAUGACGUCAAGCGAUACAGCUGUACCCCACGCAACUAUUCUGUAAACCUGCGCGAGGAGCUGAAGGCCACCAACGCCGUCUUCUUCCCUCGAUGUCUGCUGGUGAAACGCUGUGGAGGCAACUGUGGCUGUGGAACAAAUAACUGGAACAAUGGCUGCACCUGUCAGGCCUCCAAGACGUCGCUCAAACUACAUGAGGUGCUGAAGUACGCCCCAGAGGUCACUCUGCAUCAACGCCAUCGGAGGCCGCAGGUGCGCUGGGUCAUAGACGAGAUCUUCCUCACACACCAUGAAACGUGUGAGUGUGCAUGUCCUUCCCAGCCCCCUCGCUGAGGCUCUCAAGACUGGCACAUGCAUCUUGAACUGUUGAACAAGUUUUUUUUUAUCUAUUUUGCAAAAGACUUCAUAUAAUAACAGCAACGCAGACACAUGCAGCAAAGAAAAAAGCAACAAUCUGACUGACAAACCGCAGCUCAUUCACACACAAUGACAUUUUUUUCUUGCAAGUAAACCAUCUACUUUCCUCUGUACACAGGCCAAACUUAAACCAACAUAUUUCCGGCCAAACAUAUUGGUUAUUCAACUUCCCUGCAACUUGGAGUUAAAUCUUAACCAUUACGACCAAAUUUACACAUUACUUGUGAACCACGGCGUGUUACAAUAACAGUGGACCUUCUCCAUAGGAAUUCGCUUUCAAUUCAAUCAAAGUUUUUCCAUCCAAAAAUUAAAUACUGAAAACCAUUUGGAAUACAAAAGACAAAAUUACCACAUAACACCAACAUUUUAUUGAACUUACUUUUACAGUAGCAGCCUUUCCCACAGAAUUAGAUUGUGGCAUGGAGGCGGUCCCGCUCACACUAGGAGGGGCUCACAGCUCCACAAUGAAACAGUGGCACAAAACACUGCGGCAGAGAUCUUUUAUGUUAUUGUGAGAAGUGUAAAAAUGUUUUACACACAAAUUAGACUGUGGCGUGCUAAAAUACAGGUGUGGGCGGGCGUGGUAGACCGAGGGGAGAUUAUCUUGUCAUGGAUGGCUUAAUAAGAACAACAAAAAUGCUAGUGCUAAAAUGGUCACCAAAUAUACUUGGGCAGCCGUUAAUAUACCUGAGCAGCCCGGCAAGUCUAUGUGUGGGAAACACUGCAUUUUGAUGAAGGGAGUUCCAUGGAUGUCAACUUGACAGAAUUUAAAUAGAAUUGAGUCAGACUGCUUUGUAAACAGCUAUUUCACAUGUAUGUCUAUGCGUCUCUUUCUGUUAUAUUAAGACUGUUUCUAGAAACUUCUAGCUCCUCUUCUGCCAGCAGCACGCUGAGAUGAGUGAGUGUGAGACAGAAGGGAGGGAGAGGGGUUGGAGGAAGUGUAAACCAAAAUAACACUUUAUCUUGAUGUGAAAUUAGGCUAGCCACAACCCUCCAGAUCUGAAAUGCUCACUAACACUCACACACGCUCACUUUAGGCUUCCACUCCUACAAAAACGGUAGUUAUUUAUGCUGAAUUCUUCAGUGCUCUAUUUCUCAGUGAAGGGCUCCUUUGUUUUGCACACAUCCCUGUCUGAAUAUAUUCACGAUUCCCUUUGUCUGUACCUCAAUCCAUAUGCUCCCCGCUCCUUUUCUUUCUCUCUCAGUGACUCCAUCUCUAACACACACACUCCUCAUCACUCACUCGCUAACACAUCAAAGGAGAUGUCAGAUCAGGCCGCUGCGCUCUGCCGCUCUGCCCAUUUUUCUGAACAUUCCUGGCAUUCCAACCGCUAACCGGAAUUCUGCUAACGCGGAUAAAACCCUGAACUUCGGACCCUAAACACGUAACAGAGGAAAGACACUCAGGAAGAGGGAUGGAGAGGAAGUUUUUUUUUUUUUUUUAAAGGAGGUGACUGACAGAAAAGGGACAAUCAAGCUGCCUAUUCGUAGAUUACCAGCACUCCUGGAUGAGAGCUGAGAGAGGAACCACUUUCGAAGAUAUAACGUAGAAAAGAUUGCUGUCCUUCAGCAGUUUCAAUCAGCAUGUGCUGCUUUUCUAGUGAGCAUUUUUUUUUUUUUUUCCCUCUCUCAUGAAGAUGCUCAUACAUAUCACAAUCUGACCUUCUGCUCGGCAUGUCUGCAGCAGAUCUGUGGGAAAUAGAGGAAAGCUCUUGGUCAAUGCUGAAAAUACCACCGAUACUGUGUGUGUGUGUGUCUCUCAGUAUGCCUGUAACCGCUCAGGAAGAGGUCCCUUUGUUUUAAGGGGUGGAGGGUUACCAACAGUCUGUGAGAGCUGGCAGCAGAUACAAGCAUGUGAAUCCUCAGCAUGUGACUGUGCAUGCGAGUGUGUGUGUGUGUGUGUGUGUGUGUGUGUGUGUGUCUCUGUGUGUUGUGUCUAUGUGUAGAUAGCCAGAGUAUCAAAGCAAUAGACCAGGAAUUCAAACUAACUGCUUUUCAUUUCCAUACACACGACCCAGCUGUGAGAAAUAAAAGAUAGUCUCAUCUGUCAUCUCUCCAUCAUCACCUCCCAUAUACUACACGCAGAGAAAAAUGGGGUUUGACACACUACUUUUGUUCAAAAGAGACAAAAAAGAAUAACUGGACACUGAGAUGAUUUACACGGUCACAGUGAAACCCAAUCAGCUGUGUGCUUUUAUGUGUACGUGUACUGCAAGUCAUGGAUGAUGUUUGGCAGGUAUGGGAUACAAAACACUAAAUAAUCACAAAGUGUGUUGGGUUAUGCGAUAGUCAAGUUCCAAGUAAUUUAUCCCAGACACUAUUCGGUGACAUGCACACACACACACACACGCACACACACACACACGCACGCACGCACGCACGCACGCACGCACGCACACUACACAGUGUUGUAUUUUCAGUAGCUAACGAGCCAGAUGGUGAUUACGUAAUGUGUCAUUUUCUAAGAUGCUUUGCUGUAAAGUGUAUAGUUACUCUUCCAACAACUAUCUUAGGUCUUUUAUGAAAUCUGCUGCCAACAGGAGAUAUAUUGCAAAUUUAUGCAUUAUAAAUGUAUAUGAGGGGUGUGUGCAUCCUGUGUCUGCCUGUUUGCCGGCGUUAUAAGCACAUUCCGUUGUGUGCUCCAAAGUGACAUUCCUCCAUUUCUGGGUAACUGCUUAGUUUCAUCUUGCAGUUCUUCACAAUAGAACCACAUGUAUUUCAACGUCAGACAUGUAAACCUGCUUGUGUAAUUGCUUUGAUUUUUUUUUUUUUUUUUUUGGUCUAUUCACUUCAUCUAAGAACAUUAUAACCACACAUUAGACCAUUGAGGACAUUUCAGAUUAUCAUAUGUUCAAUAAACUUUGGCCUGGAGUUUCAGAUUCUCAGAGGAUUAAAUGGUUCUACUGUCAUAUUCAAGUCUGAGAAAAGUUGAUUUUAGUUUUAACAAAAAAAACAACAACAAAAACAAAAAAAAAAACAAAAAAACAAGUCAACCUGCCUUUGCUGUAUUCAGAAAAAUAUUCAUGAUGAAACUGUAUGCUUUCCUUACAUAAUUUAUUGUGUUUUCUCUGUUGUUUUAUUAAAAAUAUCAGCUGGUUGGUUUUGAUAAAUAAAGUAUUUCUAGCA